AUGUUGGAUCUCGAAUCCAGCAAUUCUCCGCCGACAUCCGGCACAAACCAGGAAGAAUCUGUUUCGGCGACGGUAAUUCAUCCGUUACCGUCGUUGAUGUCGCUGAACGUGCCGCCGCCUCCGUUGCGAAGGCCGGACGUUCCUACUGUGAUUUCCGGAAGCGGAUCACCUUCCCAACAACUGCACAUUUUAGUCAUCUCCCAGCCUCCUGCUUCGACUUCUUCGUCUGCUUCACAGCGGAGCGCUCUCCAAGCUGUUCAUUUGUGUCCAGGUAUGAAGCGUAAUUCUGACGGCGAGACAGGGCCGGCGGCCAAACGCCUCCGCCCCAUGGGCGACACGGAGCUUCGUCUUCUCGUUUACAGCAAGGUUGCUGGAUCCAUUAUCGGCAAGGGUGGUAGCAACAUCUCCAAGUUGCGCACCGAGAACCACGCCACUAUAUUACUUCCCGAUUGCCCAGGCCCAGAAAGGAUACUGACUAUCCAGGGCAAUUUGGACGCUGUCAUCAACGUUCUUCAGAAUGUUUUGCCAUCGCUCGAAGAGGUUUCCAAGAUUCGAGGAGAACGGACCGGUCGUGUUGGCGAUUCGGAUGCCCGUCUUUUGGUCCAUCAGAGCCAAAUUGGUUGCAUUAUCGGACGUGGCGGUGCCAAAGUGAAAGAACUCCGUGAGUCGACAGGAACAAGGAUCACGGUCUAUUCUGUUUGCUGUCCGAGAAGCACCGAUCGCAUUGUUCAAAUUUUGGGCAAACCGAGUGAUUGUGGCGAGUGCAUCAAGCAGAUCAUCGCGCUCGUCAAAGAGUCGCAAGUGAAGGGCCCAAUCGAUCAGUACAACCCGUACAAUUAUGACGAAUCGUUCGCUCAGGAAUACGGCGGUUAUGGAGAAGGCGGUGUCCUCGUUGGUAUGGGGGCUGGUGGUGGGGGAGGCAUGCGCGGCAAUCCAGGGGGUCCUCGAGGGCCCGAAAGGGAGCUAAAGAUUCCGACUUUAGUUCGCGAUGUGCCUCGGCCUCUAUCGCCGCCCAGACAUCGUUACAGAGCUGGCAGUUAUGAACGUGACUUGCCACCGCCGUCGUUGAUGGGCGUCGGCCAACCGGUCCGUGGCGGACCCGGCGGUCCCGGCGGGAUGUACCACGACGACAGGAUUUUCCGUGAAGAUGAUCGCGGCCAUACCGAAACUACCCAAGUUUCCAUUCCGAAAGACUUGGCUGGUGCGAUCAUCGGCAAAGGCGGAGCGCGGAUCCGUAAAAUUCGCGGCGACUCUGGCGCCAGCAUCACCAUUGACGAGCCUCGCCCGGGCUCCACUGAACGGAUUAUCACCAUUUCAGGCUCGUCGCAUCAGAUAUGGAAGGCGCAAUAUUUGUUGCAACAGAGUGUUCGCGAGAAUAGCCAAGGAAAAGGAAGCUUUUGAAAAACGAAACAAUAUGACUGGAAAAACAAAAAACAAAAGAAUAAAAUAAGCAUUUUUCGAUUGUGUUUGGACAACCUUACUCCCACCACUGGCACCACCCAACGGCACCUGUCUUGUUAUGGAUGAUUUAACUCUUCACUGAAAACUCCCACCCGCCACCAUUUUUUUUUUUUUUUUCCCCAUUUUGUUUCACGUGUAAUCAGAACCAGAAAGAAAUCGCAACAUCAAAGAACCAUUUUCGUACCGAUAAUGAUUGACAUUGCGUGUCAUGUGUGUUUGUUGCAUCUGUUUUUCUUUUUUUUUGUUGCGUGUUUUUAAAAAAAUUCGCCAAAAUAUUUUCAACUUUUUGAUUCGGAACGAGCAAACACAAAUCGACAUUUAAGAAAAUUUCAAGAAAAUCUACAGGAACGUGAUUUCUCUUCACAAAAAUCGUACAUUACAAAUUUACACACACGGACAUUCACCAUUUGCUCUUGUUUGAUUUUCUUUUCAUCUUGUUAACAAAUUUGUUUGUUCCGUGUCCCUUUUUUUUUUUUUUUCCAGAUCCGAUCCAAACCAGCCAAUCAGCCUCCCCACCAAUUUCUCUCUCCUCUUACAUUUGUACUAAACAGCCGGUGUUUGUUACGUAUGCUUCUUCCUUUUGUGUACGGAGCUCUCGUCGUUUGUUGCCAACUUCAAAAUACAUUUCACAUUUUUUGGGG
Daphnia magna is the source of this 2102-nucleotide messenger RNA. RefSeq names its product heterogeneous nuclear ribonucleoprotein K (gene HnRNP-K). Gene Ontology annotation, molecular function: mRNA binding. Gene Ontology annotation, cellular component: cytoplasm; nucleus. Bases 1 to 1401 code for a protein of 466 amino acids. NCBI's taxonomy places the organism in Eukaryota, Metazoa, Arthropoda, Branchiopoda, Diplostraca, Daphniidae. Gene Ontology annotation, biological process: regulation of transcription by RNA polymerase II; regulation of mRNA splicing, via spliceosome. The transcript is spliced from 11 exons. The record is from RefSeq and is a predicted model, not a curated record.